Messenger RNA from Nycticebus coucang (slow loris), 2251 nucleotides. It is a transcript of the gene RGS7, whose product is annotated as regulator of G protein signaling 7. The transcript has 17 exons. The record is from RefSeq and is a predicted model, not a curated record. Gene Ontology annotation, biological process: intracellular signal transduction; G protein-coupled receptor signaling pathway; regulation of G protein-coupled receptor signaling pathway. Bases 272 to 1681 code for a protein of 469 amino acids. Lineage: Eukaryota; Metazoa; Chordata; Mammalia; Primates; Lorisidae.
GCGAGGCGGCCCGGGAGAGCGCGCGCGAGCGGCGGCUGCCGGGGCCGCCUGUGCACGGGCGGCGGCGAGGGUGGCGGUCGCCGGAGCCGCGCGGAACCCGCAUCCGCGGCGAGGGUGAUGAGGCUGCCCUGCCACGCUGCUCCGCUCGCCGCCAGCUGACACCGCCUGCGCCCAGCCCGCCCGCAAGGGGAGACGCCGCGGGGCCGUGACCUUGGCGGAGGAGGGCAGACUGAUCAUUCUUGUACGGGAGAGUGGACCAACUUUUGGUGACAUGGCCCAGGGGAAUAAUUAUGGACAGACCAGCAACGGGGUGGCAGAUGAAUCCCCCAACAUGCUGGUGUACAGAAAGAUGGAAGAUGUCAUCGCACGGAUGCAAGAUGAAAAGAAUGGUAUUCCUAUUCGUACUGUCAAAAGCUUUCUUUCCAAGAUCCCAAGCGUCUUCUCUGGGUCAGACAUUGUUCAAUGGUUAAUAAAGAACUUAACUAUAGAAGAUCCAGUGGAGGCCCUCCAUUUGGGAACGUUAAUGGCUGCCCACGGCUACUUCUUUCCAAUCUCAGAUCACGUCCUCACACUCAAAGAUGAUGGCACCUUUUAUCGGUUUCAAACACCCUAUUUUUGGCCAUCAAACUGUUGGGAGCCGGAAAACACAGACUAUGCCGUUUACCUCUGCAAGCGAACAAUGCAAAACAAGGCGAGGCUGGAGCUGGCCGACUAUGAAGCUGAGAGUCUGGCCAGGCUGCAGAGAGCGUUUGCCCGGAAGUGGGAGUUCAUUUUUAUGCAAGCGGAAGCUCAAGCAAAAGUGGACAAGAAGAGAGACAAAAUUGAAAGGAAGAUCCUUGAUAGCCAAGAGAGAGCAUUCUGGGACGUCCACAGGCCCGUGCCUGGAUGUGUAAAUACUACCGAAGUGGACAUUAAGAAGUCAUCCAGAAUGAGGAACCCACACAAAACGCGAAAGUCUGUCUAUGGUUUACAAAAUGAUAUUAGGAGUCACAGUCCUACCCACACACCCACACCAGAAACUAAACCUCCAACGGAAGAUGAGCUACAUCAACAGAUAAAAUAUUGGCAAAUACAGUUAGAUAGACAUCGGUUAAAAAUGUCAAAAGUGGCCGAUAGUCUACUCAGUUAUACAGAACAGUAUGUAGAAUAUGACCCAUUUCUUGUACCACCUGACCCUUCUAACCCAUGGCUGUCCGAUGAUACUACUUUUUGGGAACUUGAAGCAAGCAAAGAACCAAGCCAGCAAAGGGUAAAACGAUGGGGUUUUGGCAUGGAUGAGGCAUUGAAAGACCCAGUUGGAAGAGAACAGUUCCUCAAAUUUCUAGAAUCUGAAUUCAGCUCAGAAAAUUUAAGAUUCUGGCUGGCAGUGGAGGACCUGAAGAAAAGGCCAAUUAAAGAAGUGCCCUCCCGAGUUCAGGAAAUAUGGCAAGAAUUUCUGGCGCCCGGAGCUCCCAGUGCCAUAAACUUGGAUUCUAAGAGUUAUGACAAAACCACACAGAAUGUGAAGGAACCUGGACGAUAUACAUUUGAAGAUGCUCAGGAGCACAUUUACAAACUGAUGAAAAGUGAUUCAUAUCCACGUUUUAUAAGAUCCAGUGCCUAUCAGGAACUUCUACAGGCAAAGAAAAAGGGGAAAUCUCUCACGUCAAAGAGGUUAACAAGCCUUGUUCAGUCUUACUAAAAGAAUCAUCUUGUAGCAUGGAAGCAGACCGGAGUCAUUGCACAUACAUUGUAGCUCGUUGUUGUCACCUGGCACAGAGGACAUUAGACCAAGACGUUGCAUGAGCAAAGGACCUGAAUUGUUAUUUCUGUGUGUACAUUCCAUCCCCAAGAGACUCUACCAUCUCAAUGCAUUUCAAACUGUUGUCUGCUUUCUUUCUUCUACUAAGCUAGAUUUGUGUUCUUUCUUUUUGAACAAGUUCAAGUGAAGUAAAACUUUUUUUCUCUCUCUCUCUCUCUUAAAGCUUCUGCUAGACACAGUUCACUGAAAAUUCAGUCAUUCACGAACUGGAAGAAUUGUAAAAGAAAAAGAUCAUAUAUCAAUAAGUAUACACAUGGCUUCACAUUUAUUAAACAGUAAAGUAGCACAGAAAGUUUCAUUUCACCAAUAUAUUCACAGUCAGAAACCAACCCAUGUCUUUGUUGUAUGUACACUCUCGGUUAAUGUUUCUUGCAUUUAUUUUUAUACCAUAUUUAAAGAAAAAAACACCUUUUACUCCAAAUGUAUUAAAGUUGAUCCCUUCUCUGUAAA